Geodia barretti is the source of this 1134-nucleotide messenger RNA. The record is from the annotation of a GenBank genome assembly. NCBI's taxonomy places the organism in Eukaryota, Metazoa, Porifera, Demospongiae, Tetractinellida, Geodiidae.
AUGACUUACAACAAACGGCGAGUUACCAAACCCGUGUACGUUGGCGGUGUGAAAGUUGGCGGUGGCGCCGACGUUACCGUCCAGUCCAUGACUAAAACCGACACCCGCGACGUGAAGGCCACCGUGCGCCAGAUUCACGAGCUGGAAGAGGCGGGUUGCGAAAUCAUCCGGUCGGCGGUGCCCGACAUGGAAGCCGCCCAGGCAAUGGCCGAGAUCAAGAAGCAGAUUCACAUUCCCCUGAUUGCCGAUAUCCACUUCCAUUACCAGCUGGCCCUGGAGUGCGCCGCCGGCGGCGUGGACUGCCUGCGACUCAAUCCGGGCAACCUGCGCAACGAAGACCAGGUGCGCGAGGUGGUGCAGUCGGCCAAGCAGCGCAACAUCCCCAUCCGCAUCGGCGUCAAUUUCGGCAGCCUCCCUCCAGUGGGCGGUAUCGGACGCACCCGCGGCUUCUCCCGCCACAUGGACCUGGUGAACCGUCUGCCCAAGGCCGGCGAAGCGCAAUCGGGCGACUACAGCGUAGUGGACCACAUGGUGGCCACCGCCCUGUGGGAGAUCAGCCUGCUGGAGCAACAGGAUUUCGACCAGAUCAAGAUUUCCAUGAAGGCCUUUGACGUGCCGACUACUGUUGAAGCUUACCGCCGCCUGGGUGAAAUGGUGCCCUACCCUCUGCACCUCGGUAUCACCGAGGCCGGCACCGUGCAGUCCGGCUCCAUCCGCACGGCCGUUGGCCUGGGUGUGCUGCUUUACGAGGGCAUAGGCGAUACGAUCCGCGUGUCCCUGAGCGGCGACAGCGUGGAAGAGGUUACCGCCGGUUACGAGAUUCUGAAGUCCCUGAACCUGCGGGACAAGGGCACGACGCUGGUUGCCUGCCCCAGUUGCGGCCGCGCCGACGUGGACGUGGUGAAGCUGGCCAACGACGUGGACGCGCUCCUCAAGCGCAGCGACAAGAAAAUUAAGGUGGCCGUCAUGGGCUGCGAGGUGAACGGCCCCGGUGAGGCCAAAGACGCCGACGUAGGGAUUGCCGCCGGCGCUGGCCGGGCCAUCAUUUUCCGCAAGGGCGAGAAGGUGCGCGUGGUUCCGGAAGCCGAGAUGCUGACCGCUCUGAUGGAGGAGAUUGAGAAUACGCCGGUAUAA